Messenger RNA from Myxozyma melibiosi, 1298 nucleotides. RefSeq names its product dynein light intermediate chain-domain-containing protein. The record is from RefSeq and is a predicted model, not a curated record. Gene Ontology annotation, biological process: microtubule cytoskeleton organization; microtubule-based movement. NCBI's taxonomy places the organism in Eukaryota, Fungi, Ascomycota, Lipomycetes, Lipomycetales, Lipomycetaceae. Gene Ontology annotation, molecular function: dynein heavy chain binding. Bases 30 to 1190 code for a protein of 386 amino acids. The transcript is spliced from 5 exons. Gene Ontology annotation, cellular component: cytoplasmic dynein complex; meiotic spindle pole body.
AGCAAACAUAUUCGAUAUUCUGCAAUUCAAUGUCUGGCAUCUGGAGCUCUCUUCUGGACUCGGCAUCGUCUGCGAAGAGUGUUCCUACCCGCACUUUGCUGCUGAUUGGAGGGACCGCGCAGUGCCAGCGCGACUUUAUAAAUCAGCUGGUGCAGUCUGUCAAUAACGAUCUGUAUGCUAUACAAGGAUCGUAUUCUGCAGUGAAAAAUGAUUACGCUAUUGGUUAUCUCUACAUUGAUGUGUACGAUCGGGAACAGGAGGAACUAAUAAUACGGCUGCACAUCUACACAGUAUCAAAACUACACGAAUCAUACGCUAAUCUACUGGUCAAUAUUCUGAACCGAGAAGAAACGACCUUUGAGAGUCUUUUUGUUACCAUUCUGUGCGACUGGACAGAGCCUCGUCGGUGGAUCAGAGAUAUCGCGCAGACCAUACUAUUUCUGCGCAACGACGUCAUCUCGAAAAUUGACCAAGAGAAAUUUUCUGGAGGCCUAGCUAGAUGCUCUGAGCGAUACAACAAACUAGCCAACACGUCAUUUACCGACUCGUUUCAGCUUCUGGCCGGCAACUCAAGUACAAUAGAGGUACCUUUAGGAAAAGGCGAGUUUGAUGCGCCUUUAGGGAUUCAGUUUAUGGUUGCGGUCAUGAACUCAGAAAGGACAGAGGUUCUUGAACGGCAGUUUGGCCGGAAGGACGACGAGUUUGAUUUCAUACAGCAGUUUCUGCGGACGAUAUUACUUAAACAUGGCGCGUCGCUGAUAUACCUGUCGUCUGAUUCGAAAACUCUCUUUCCGCUGCUAUUCUACCUACUCUCUCCGUCGAUUACGGUGGAGCACUCGAGAGACUAUCUAAAAGAAGCAGCGCAGUUUGUGAAACCAAAUGUGAUUCAGCGAGACGCGGUGCUGAUUCCGUCAGGGUGGGACUCGUGGUCCAAGAUCCUAGUCAUCAAAGAGGACUUUGAUGUCGAAGGAGUGUCGAGUAGUUGGCAGAGCGAGGUGCUGGCCGAGGACGGAGACGUGGACGCGCUGAUAGAGGUCUUCGAGGAGGUUGUGCAUGCGUUCGGCGCCGCGGUGUCGUCCACGAAGGAGGUGCAGAAGGCAGCUGCCGCGCUCGAGGUCGAGAGUGUGCCGACGCAGCAGUUUCUGCGCGAGUGCCUGGCCGAGCUGAGCAGCGUCGAACUAAACGAGUAAGAAUAAACAAGCAUUACAUAAUCCUACCCUAAGCCCAAAGUAGAUAGGGUACGGGCUUGUACGAUCGUGCUGAGAGCUGCGCAGGGACCGAAGCUGCCGGGCAGCGCU